This is a messenger RNA of Penicillium alfredii, 471 nucleotides long. RefSeq lists its product as uncharacterized. The transcript is spliced from 2 exons. The coding region runs from base 1 to 471 and encodes 156 amino acids. Gene Ontology annotation, biological process: proteasome assembly. NCBI's taxonomy places the organism in Eukaryota, Fungi, Ascomycota, Eurotiomycetes, Eurotiales, Aspergillaceae. The record is from RefSeq and is a predicted model, not a curated record.
AUGGUCGAGUCUUUCGACAUCAAUGCACUGCAAGAAUCUCUUGCUCUCCCAUUUCCCGUCCCAACAAAACAAGUUGCGGGGUUGGUCAAUGGCGUCAAAACAGAAGUGUUGGUCAUGAGCUUUAGCGAUAAGAUCAUGGUCACCAUUUCGCAAGGGGGGCGAUUGGCACACUGGCUGCAUGUCCCGCUCGAGAACCGCAAUCCGGGGACAGAUGGCUUGCACACCAUCUCCGAGGGUGCCGAUGAUAGUCUCUUGCCCCUCAGUGGAUUGACGGCGACAUCUUUACUUGGGGGCCAUGCCCCUGGACAGGAUACAGUGGGCCAACUGCUUGCCCGCCAAAUCGGGUCUGCCAUUGCCACCAAGACGCCUGGUGAAAACCGAUUGCUUGUCGUUGGGUUGGGUCUUGGCACUGCAACUACAGAUCGAGAUGCGUUUUUUGCUGUGGUCGACCUCGUUUUGCAGUGCAUCUAA